Molecule: messenger RNA, 2172 nt
Organism: Rhincodon typus (whale shark)
Lineage: Eukaryota; Metazoa; Chordata; Chondrichthyes; Orectolobiformes; Rhincodontidae
Product: eukaryotic initiation factor 4A-II
Exons: 11
Coding region: 58-1281 (407 amino acids)
Biological process (GO): cytoplasmic translational initiation
Cellular component (GO): cytoplasmic stress granule
Molecular function (GO): translation initiation factor activity; RNA helicase activity; ATP binding
Source: RefSeq, a predicted model, not a curated record
GGCGCGACCCGCGGCGAGCGCUUCCUUUCGGUGAGGAGGCGGCGGCGGGUACAGAAGAUGUCGUGUGGCUCUGCGGAUUACAGCUCUAAAGAACAUGGCCCAGAUGGCAUGGACCCAGAUGGUGUUAUUGAAAGCAACUGGAAUGAAAUUGUUGAUAACUUUGAUGACAUGAAUCUGAAGGAGACUCUUCUUCGAGGAAUUUAUGCCUAUGGAUUUGAAAAACCUUCUGCUAUUCAGCAGAGGGCAAUUAUGCCAUGUAUUAAAGGUUUUGAUGUCAUUGCCCAAGCACAGUCUGGAACUGGUAAAACAGCCACAUUUGCAAUCUCAAUCCUGCAACAGCUGGAGCUGGAUAUGAAAGAAUCUCAGGCUUUGGUCCUGGCCCCUACCAGAGAACUAGCUCAGCAGAUCCAGAAGGUAAUCCUGGCCCUGGGGGAUUACAUGGGUGCUACUUGCCAUGCCUGCAUUGGUGGCACUAAUGUACGAAGUGAGAUGCAGAAGCUGAACGCAGAAGCUCCCAACAUUGUUGUAGGAACUCCAGGGCGAGUGUUCGACAUGUUGAACAGGGGAUAUAUAUCUUCUAGGUGGAUCAAGAUGUUUGUCCUAGACGAAGCUGAUGAAAUGUUGAGUCGUGGAUUCAAAGAUCAAAUCUAUGAGAUUUUUCAGAAACUGAGCACGAACAUUCAGGUGGUUCUGUUGUCUGCUACGAUGCCCAGUGAUGUCUUGGAGGUCACCAAAAAAUUUAUGCGUGAUCCAAUCCGUAUCCUUGUGAAAAAAGAGGAGCUCACACUUGAGGGUAUCAAGCAGUUUUACAUCAAUGUGGAGAGAGAGGAAUGGAAGUUGGACACUCUUUGUGACUUGUAUGAAACUCUAACCAUAACACAAGCUGUGAUUUUCCUUAACACGAGGAGGAAGGUUGAUUGGCUAACUGAAAAAAUGCAUGCAAGGGACUUUACUGUUUCUGCAUUGCAUGGUGACAUGGAUCAGAAAGAACGUGAUGUGAUUAUGAGGGAAUUCCGUUCAGGAUCUAGCCGUGUACUUAUCACUACUGACUUACUGGCUCGUGGCAUCGAUGUGCAGCAGGUGUCUCUAGUUAUUAACUAUGACUUGCCUACAAAUCGUGAGAACUACAUUCACAGAAUUGGUCGUGGUGGUCGCUUUGGAAGGAAAGGUGUUGCUAUUAACUUUGUUACUGAAGAAGAUAAAAGAAUUCUUCGUGAUAUUGAGACAUUCUACAAUACAACUGUGGAAGAGAUGCCGAUGAAUGUGGCUGACCUGAUCUAAUGAUGGCAUGAGAAUUUGCAUUUGCAGCUGCUGAAUUAUCAGACUAUAUGGUGCGUUGUGCUGCUUCACGAGUUGUUGAAUCUCUUCUCCCAUGUGCAGACAGGAUCAGAAAUCCAGCAUUGUGAUAAGUGACUUGAGGAACGCCAUCCUUUUGCAGUGUUGACUGCUGGGGUGGGGAGUUUAAGUCAUGGGGUGUUUAAACAUAUAUGCCCUUCAGUGUUUUGAAUGUUCUGUAGUAGCAUUUCUGUUUGAUAUUCUUUAUCACUUAAUAGUUUACUUAUGGACUAAAAAAUUCAAGUGCUGUGUUAAAUCAGCCAAUUAUGUCAAACUGGCAUAUCUACAACUAUUUUAAAAUGAAGCUUGCCAAUCAAUUGGUAAAUGUAUGUGCACUUUUUCUAGAGGUAAUCUAACUACAUGUAUUUGUAUUUAAUAAAAAGUUUUGAGUUGUGCAAAGAUCUAUUUGUGCUAUGAUCUGCACAGUUUUGGCUUCCCAGUAGGUGGUUGUUAAGAUACUUUGUACAAAUGUGAGAAAUUUGGCAUUAGUUUUGAGGGAGGCCAGAUGUUGUAACUGCAUUCCUGUAUUGCAUCCUUAUUUUUGUAACUUUGUAGUUCUUUUGUUUAUUGUACAUGGGCUGUUCUAAUUUAUGCAAUCUGUCGCUGUCUUCUAUUCUAAAUAUUUAUUUUUGUUUUCUCUAGAAAACAACCUCCUAGGAGAUUGUACAGACUCUGCUCAAUAGUAAAAUACAGAUCUUUCAACUUUUAAACCAUGUUGAUCUAAGAUGCUUCUGGAGAGAGUAAAUGUAGGAGGAAAAACUACCUGUAAAUUUGCAAUGGUGGUGCAUGUUUGUAUGAUCUGAGCAAUAUAAAAUGCAGCAAGCCUAAGCAAAUGUA